Molecule: messenger RNA, 1476 nt
Organism: Lottia gigantea (owl limpet)
Lineage: Eukaryota; Metazoa; Mollusca; Gastropoda; Lottiidae
Exons: 10
Coding region: 61-1044 (327 amino acids)
Biological process (GO): protein dephosphorylation
Molecular function (GO): protein tyrosine/serine/threonine phosphatase activity; polynucleotide 5'-phosphatase activity
Source: RefSeq, a predicted model, not a curated record
AAACACACGACAAAGUGAUUUUCUAUUUCUGAAGAAAUAUAUGAAAUAGUUUGGUUUGAAAUGAAAAUCCCAAAUGGAUGGUUAGAUUAUAAGGCAUUGGGUGGCAUAAUAGAUGGUACCAGAUUCAUUGCUUUCAAGGUACCUUUAAAAGAAGGAUGUGUGCGGAGAAAUCUUCCACCAAAAGAAUGGUUUACUCCCAAAAGUUUAUUGUCACAAUUACAAGACCAAGGAAAAGAACUAGGACUGGUGAUAGAUCUCACAAAUACAGAUAAAUACUAUAAUAAAAAUGAUUUUGAGUCUAAAUCUGUGAAAUAUGAAAAGAUAUUUACACCUGGUAAAGUUAUACCAAGUAGUGAAGUCUGCCAAAGAUUUCAAGAUAUAGUUAAUGAAUUUUUACAAACCAAUCCAGAUAGUGAAUCUCUAAUAGGAGUACAUUGUACUCAUGGGUUAAACAGAACUGGUUACAUUGUAUGCAGGUAUAUGAUAGAUUGUUUAAACCAAGAACCAGAAUCAGCUAUUGCAGCAUUUAAUAAAGCCAGAGGUCACCCUAUUGAACGUGAGAAUUAUUUAAAUGCAUUAAGAUAUGGCCCUGAUAGUGAUAUAGUCAGAAAUGCUGCAGAAGAAGAAUAUAGAAGAGAAAGGGAGAAUGAUAGCAGACCAAACAACUUUCAAGAUAGAGGUGGUGCUAGUCAACUCAAUUGGAGGUCAAGUGAAAAUAGUAGCUACUCUAGAAGUCAGUUUGAUGAACCAAGUAGAAAUGGCUAUAGGGGAUAUGAGGAUGAGCCAUCUGGGAGCAGAUUAGAUGAACCAUGGAGACAAUCUUCAUACAAUAGAGACAGUCAAUCUCAGUAUGGGGGUAUGAACUACUCACGAGGGUUAGAUUCUUAUAACAGUGGCUAUAAUAAAAGACAGUAUUCUGAGAGUGGUUGGUCGUCUUACAGUAGAACUAGAGAUUCCAGGCCUAAACCCUAUAACAGUUCGAAAUAUCAGAAUAGGGGGGAAUAUAAUGGUAGAAAUCAGUCGAGAUACGAUGAUUGUCAAUGAUGAUUAUAUUCUCAGUAAUACCAAGAAAAUUUCAACUUAUUUUAACAGGAUUUUAUGACAUCGUUUGUUUUAAUGACGCUUUCACAAAUAUGGAUUGACCAAUAAAAGAUCUCAAACUGAUGAUAUUUGAACUGUUUUACAAGACUAAAUCCUAAUGUCCAGUAUCAGUGUACAGCAAUCUGUUAGUAAUUUAGUAAUAUUAUGUUAUUACUGUUUUAAGAAUAAUUUUGAAUUCAUCAAAGGGAUAAGACAUCAGAAGACAACUGAUGUUGAGCUGAAGUUUUAGAAAUGAUCACUCGGACUAAAUUUAUCUAAUUGACCUAUUGUUUAUAUACUUGGUUCUCAAGUACCAUACUGAAUAAUAUUUCUGUAUUUUUAAUGAAUUAAUUUUGUUUUAAGUUGAUUGAGUAUAUAAAAUAUUUGUUGAACUUG